Molecule: messenger RNA, 5219 nt
Organism: Paramuricea clavata
Lineage: Eukaryota; Metazoa; Cnidaria; Anthozoa; Malacalcyonacea; Plexauridae
Source: the annotation of a GenBank genome assembly
AUGUCUGAGAGAAUUGUGUCUUAUGCAGAAACUAUUGUCAACGUACACGAGACCGUACAAAGGUAAAACAGCUGUGUCCAAAACAACAACGUCUACUCUUAUGAAGUUCAAAUUCUUAAGUGCAUGUGUCUCGACAUCAUGAUGAAAACAUCUCGAAAGCUGUAUGCUAUAUAGAACGUAUAUGAAGUGUUUAGGCAGGAAUAUACGCCUUUGAAAUUUGCGACCUCAUGGGAAGAUUGGACAAACCGGAGAGGCAUAAAGGAGUGCCGGCCAAGUGUAUUAUGCAACAAUCCAGACAACGUUUCAGCGGCUCAGACUUUAUCGAACCUUAAUUAACAUUGCCCACAACGACAUUUAUUCGCCGAACUAUUUCACUGUAUCAUUCUGAUCCUAUACUUAGAAGGAAUUUUUCUCAUGGACUAUGUCUUAUGAGAAAAUUUACACGUCACAUGAAUUAACAUUGAUUGGAAAAGAGUAAUUUAUGAAACUUUGCAACGAAAAAGGCUGUUGACAAUACCCAGUAUUCUAAUUGUACAUUAGAAGGACAAUUCCUGACGAACUACGAGAACAAUGGAUAGAAUUUAAGAACAAUUAAUCUAUUGACUAAAUAGUAUUGCCAAUUUAAGCUUCGGCAGAGAACGAGCUGAAAGCCUGAAACACUUGAGCCCCGGAUCAAACAAGAAAUUGGCCAGUCACGCGAUCUUGCAUGGUUAGCUGUUCUGAAUGUUUUCCCAACACUAUAUCAUGUAUUUUAUUUUAUUUAAGUUAAACGUAUAGUUGAAACACUCGAGUUGAAAAUAUCAAACCGUUAUUAGUGUUAAUCUCAGAGCUUCAAAUGUCGCCUGCAACACAGAUUCGUGACUGCCAAACCUCAUCUCAAUUACUCUCAUUCUCUUUCGACAGGGGUUGUGAAGUGCCGGGAAGUGAGUCAUGCACUUUAUUGAAGCACAAGGGUGGCCAUCCAGAAGGGCCCUGCAUAAACCAGGUUUACGAAAAGAAUACCUUGCCAAAUAUAGGCCUAUAUAUGGGGUUCUCCAGGGAACAAAACACCUAUAUUGAUAAUCAAUUAGGGAUAAACAUCUCCCACGGAUCGUGAAAUCAAUAUCACAAGAAUCAGUCUUGUGCGUCACUCGAGAGAAUAUUGCAAGUGUGACUUGUAUAUAUUGAGAAUAAUACUGAUUUCUGAGAAAAUUGCCCCCAGCAUAUAGGCAAUUGUGAAAUCAAAAUUACUAGAAUUCUUACGAGUUUUACUCGACAUGUCACGCGCGAAGGAUAUUUUUGAAAAAGAAAAACAACUCCAUGUUACUAAAACUGGCUAGAAAGAUUCAUGUAUUAUUUCUUGGAAUAAAUAACAUUACAAUUGUAACAAAAGAUAAAGGUAGAGAAUCAGUUGUACAUUGACGUUGGUUGAUAUUUGUUUACUUUAGAAUCCAUUCACGAGACUAGUAUACGAAACCACGUUUUAAUACUUUAACUAAUCGCAUACGUCUUAAAAAGUUAAAAAAUAACUAUAACAUGCUGAUCUAAUCUAUUUUAGACUGCUAUAAGCUUUAUCAACCCACUCGACAGUCAAGUUUACCCACGGUCUGUGGGAAAAGGGUCUAAUUGCGAUAUUUUAUACUAAAAGCUACGAAACAGAUUAUACACACUAUACCUACAUGCAAGUUUAAAUACAAGACUAUCCAAGGCUUCGGCAUUAUUAUAUUUUAUCAUAUCUCAGACUCAGAUAAUAACUGAGUAGUAAGGCUUUUAUUAAGUUCAUCACGAACAGUGUGAAUUUAACAUUUUUAAUUCUACGUUUCGACCAAAUAAAUGCUUAGUCAUCAUGAUGAUGAGGGAUUACUUUAUAAAGAAUUUUCAACUCAUUAAUGUCUUUCAUAAAUACAAGUGGAAACAAGCAGACGCUACUUAAUAUAUAUUAUUUAAGUUAUGUCAAAACCAGUUUUAAAGACUGUAAAUUUCAGCUUUAUUUCAAAGUCAUCCAUAUGGCUUACGUAAGUAACUUUAUCAAAAAAAUUUGUAUUACCUAUUGUUUCUCAUUACAAGUCGAAACAAGAAGACGCUACUUAAUAUAUAUUAUUUAAGUUAUGUCAAAACGUCACGCAUGAGAAUUUAUUUUAGCCUAAAUUUAAUCUCGGUGUCGCGACAUCGUUUUCCUCAUCAAAUGCAAUACGUAAUCUUCUAAAGCGCUUUUUAAUCCUUUUUGAAAUCGGGAAUAAACAGUAUAAGCGAAGCGAGAUGGUUGUCUACCGAGUACCGUAUAUAAAUUUGCUGCUCUUGAGCUAAAGGUGCUUAGACGAAUUCCGUGCAGCGAUAAUCGAGCGAGGCUUACAUUUUCAUAUUUCAAUUUGAGCACAGAUGAACGGCGGUUGUUAUCUAAAACAUACAAAAUUCUUUCAACCAAUCGUGUGUAAUAUUGAAGAAAUGUUUGUGUCUAGAUACUAUUCAAAUAAAUCAAGCACCCUGCUGUGUUGUCUAGACAGUCAUGUGAUCUUGAUUACCCAAUCAGGUGUUCGCGUUUAAAAUAUUCCAACCAGCCAGCUAUCAAUAAGAGGAAAACAGGCUUUUCAUUUAAUUUCAUACUAGAGUCUAGACAACCGAGCUGUCGAAACGCUGCUUGCUUGUACUCAAAGAAAACGUGGCUAUCUCGCCUUCUAUUCAACUAAACGACAUCCCACUUUGGUUCUGAACCACUGUGAGAGCAUUAAAUCUGUUCAUGUUCAGACUACAGCGAAGAUAUUUAGUUCAAAAAAUUUGGAGCGCCAGAGAAAUCUGUAUUGGCGAUCAAGUAUCCGCGAAAGCAUUUGGAUUCCUAAAGGAGGCUGUUCACAAUUUCCUCGGUGGUUUAGACUUGACGUCGCUGCGUCGUUUGGCCAAGAUAGUCAGCGAAAAGGAUUCAGACGCUUGCCUAAGUGUCAACCACCUCAACCCGGCUGAAUUUUGUAUACAAAAGCAACGAUAUUUAAUCUCGCGAGUCUGGCGUUGGCCCGACUUGAAAGACGGCAGCGAGUUGAAGCACAUCGAGGACAGUAGCGGCGAGGAGGGUGAAGCUGGGAUGGGUGACUGCCUGUGUGUGAACCCGUUUCAUUUCUCGAGGAUAAGCAAACGCGGUAAGUGUAUAUGUAACGUGUUUAUUGCCCGAGCUUUGUGUCUCCGCACACCGCCGAGACAAAGCAAUCCAAAAGCAAUGUUUCAAAAUAAUACUUUGCAUUUGCAGAAAUCCCGUAUCAAGGCCUUCGUGGAGGGAGCAAGUCCAACAAGACGACCCAAGACGAUUCAGGUGAGAAUGUAUAAAUAUACGCCUGCGAGUACUUUCUGAGCGGAAAUAAUAAAAUGCCAUAAAUCGCCAACCGAAUUUGCGAAUUUGCAUUUGAGAGUGUGCUCAGCUAUUGAAAUGCUAGCUGACGGAGUAGAAGUAGCAUGUCCUAUAGACUCAAGUAUGUUAUUGCAUCGUUUCUAGGUCUAUCUUGUGGAAGCGUCGACACAGAAAGCAGUCAGAAAACGAAAGCUUGCCAAGGUAAGGAUUCAGACAUUUACAGAUUUAGUCUUUGUUUGAUCUUCCCAAGCCGCCAGUGAUUACAAAAAGCGUUUCCGAAAUAGAUUUUCCACAAGUCCAACAUUGACCGGAUUUGUCUGAAGUGCGCAGCCUCGCCUUGUCUGAUGGUUUUUUUAUAUUAUGGUACAGUAUAGCUCAAGAAAAGUUGACGAAACUGCAUUAUUAUGCCACUCCGCUUUGACUACUGUGUUAUUUUUGUUUUGCACCUCGCGUCCCUGCCGGUUUUCUCUGUUGUGUACGAAUUGAGCUAGACAUGACAGCCAAAGGACGCCAUUACACCAACUUGCACAAGCGUUUGCAUGCGCCUCGUCUUGCAAAUUGCCUAAUUUUGCCGUCCCGAUCUUUUGGUGAGUCCAAUAUAAGCGUGUCUGAGCAAGUAUAACAGUGACCGAACACCUAAUCAUUUGCCAAGACGAUAAUUCAUGAAUCUCACUUUGGCAAACACCACGGACAAUAGGCAAUGAAUAUUUAGCAAAAUAUUACGAUAUACACGCUAAACUCUGCGAUAUAGCACUUUUACCUUUAAUUAUAAAGUAUCACAGACAAAGCCCAAGAGGUUUCACUGUGAACAAUGCAAUAGGUAUAUGGCAAAAUAUCACAAUCCCAACCUAACUGAUUUCAAAAGCUUUUGAGAGCACAACAGCCGCGCGUGCAGAUAGUGUUACAAUGCGCGAAAUAUCUACAUAUGAAUCCUUAGCGUCUGUGAUCAUUGCUAUCACAACGGCCUUUCUCUUAAUACACUGAACAUUUUAUAGACAGUUGUGGUAAGGUGUAGCGAAUGUCCUUGGAAAAGCACAUAGAUUAUUAAUGUCGCCGGUUUAGUACAAAAGUACAAAUAUAUGAAUCAAAAUAAAGGCAAAGUACAAACAUUGCCUAGUUCCCAUUACAGCAAGCUUCGACGAUUAUUUUGGCUAGUUUGCCGUCUGCUUUUCCUAAGUCGUUUCCUCCAAAACCGGUUACCUAAUGAGUAAUGUCUAAGCCCUUAAGAGACAGCGUUCGUCGCCAAAACACGCACUAACCUCACCCCGCUUGAGGAAGACACAAGGAAACCCUAGCCAUGUUUUGGCGAAGAUUUAGUCUGUUUUUCAAACUAAAAUGGAUGUCUUUUGUUGCAGUUUCAACUUGUACGAAACGGGAGCAAGCACGGAAAAGACCUUGGUUAACGUUAGCCUACUGGGAACGUGAACAAAGAGUUGGCAACAUGUACCAUGGAUAUGAAAAUACUAUAAACAUUUACGAAAGCAAAUCUAAAGGUCACAGGCAUGGAUUAUGUUUGAAAGACCUAAACAGAACUUGUGAAAUGAACGAUAAUACGAAAAUUGCAUUCAGAAACAUUGGGGAAGGCAUACAAGUUAGCCUUGAGGAUGGCGAUAUAUGGGUAUACAAUAAGUCCCAAUCGCCAGUGUUUUUAAACGGGGAACUAUUACAAAGACUACAUCAUACAGACACGCCAAGAGUUGAUAAACUCCCGAGUGGUUAUGGUCGAAAGGUAUUCGACUGUAAUGCUAAUGUUUCGACCAGACAAAGUUUGGAUAAGAGACGCGAGGAACAGCAUUGUUUAAGAGUCAGUUUUGUGAAAGGCUUUGGGAGAGGUUAUAAACGACAGACAAUCAUGAACUGUCCAUGUUGGAUUGAAAUGUUUUUCACCCUUCCUGCAUCGUGA